Messenger RNA from Empidonax traillii (willow flycatcher), 1685 nucleotides. It is a transcript of the gene CLMP, whose product is annotated as CXADR like membrane protein. The transcript is spliced from 7 exons. The coding region runs from base 253 to 1491 and encodes 412 amino acids. The record is from RefSeq and is a predicted model, not a curated record. Gene Ontology annotation, cellular component: cell surface; cytoplasmic microtubule; membrane. NCBI's taxonomy places the organism in Eukaryota, Metazoa, Chordata, Aves, Passeriformes, Tyrannidae.
UUGAGCACAGUGUUCUUCCCCUGCUCCUCUCCUUUCCAGACAAGCCAAAUUGUUUCUGUGCCGCCGUGGAUGUGAAGUUUCCCCCCUCCUCCUGCCACUGCCUCUGCCUCUUCUCCUCCCCAAACUCCCCCCGGGGCCUGAAUCAGCAGCUGCAGAGCCCGAAAAGCUCUGCCCGGAUCUGCAGAUGGAAUAUGGACAAGGAGAUGGAUAGCAGGAGGGGAGAAGGAGUGAAGUUGGUUAUUUUUCUGGCACAUGGAUGCAAUUACGCUCCGUGCAUUCCAGAGGCGUUCCUUUGAAUCCUGGGCAGGUUCUGCCUGCCGUUCCUGGGAGAAAGGAAGGAAAAAAGGGGAGGAAAAGUCCCUCUGGCUUGGAGGCGGAAUGUCUGCACUUCCAAUUCUCUUCUUAGCUUCCUGCUCCGUUUGGGUGUGCGAGGCUCAGACUGAGUUCAAGAGGGUGGCCGAGGAGAACGUGACGCUGCCCUGUCACCACCGCCUGGGCCUGCUGGAGCAGGGCAGCCUGGACAUCGAGUGGCUGCUGCACGUCUCGGAAACCGUGCAGAAGGCGGUGAUCACCUACUCCGGGGGCCGUGUCUAUGAUGACCUGAACGAGGAGCAGAAAGGCCGCGUUUCCUUCACAUCCAACUUCCUGGCUGGAGAUGCCUCCUUGCAGAUCAUCUCCCUGCAGUCCAGCGAUGCAGGGAAGUACAUCUGCAAGGUUAAAAACGCUGGGCAGUAUGAAUGGGCUCGAAUCACCCUCAAGGUGGUAGAGAAACCUUCCAAGCCCAAGUGCUGGCUGGAGGGGGAGAUGCUGGAAGGGAAGGAGCUGUCCCUGCAGUGCCGCUCUGCCUCGGGCACCGUGCCCAUCUCCUACCGCUGGCAGCGCAUCAAUGAGGAGGACAGAGUGGAGCACCUCCCGCCCAACUCCAGAGUCAACAUUUCUAAUCCUGGGCAAGUCCUGCUGAAGAACCUCACGCAGAUGAGCACAGGGUUGUACCAGUGUGUGGCCACCAACGAGGCUGGGCAGGAGAGCUGUGCUGUGCAGGUGACAGUGCAGCAUGCCCAAAAUAUCGGCAUGAUCGCCGGGGCAGCGUGUGGGGUGGUGGUGGGACUCUCCCUCCUCCUCCUGGUGGUGAGGCUGACGAUAAGGAGGAAUGAAAAGAAGAGAUAUGAGGAAGAGGAGGCACCAAAUGAAAUCAGAGAAGAUGCAGAGGCACCCAAGGCCCAUCUGGUCAAGCCCAGCUCCUCCUCCUCUGGCUCCAGGAGUUCCCGCUCAGGUUCCUCCUCCACCAGGUCCACAGCCAACAGUGCCUCCCGCAGCCAGCGGACUUUGUCCACGGAAGCCACCCCCCACCUCACCCCUCCCCAGUACAGCCAGAGGGAGAGGGAAGGGAAGGAGAUGGAGCCAAAGAAGGUCGACUACAACAACCUGAUGAAGAUGGGAGCCACGCUGGUGAUGGUGCCUGCCCAGAGCCGGGCGUUCCAGACCGUGUGACCCUCGGCAGGCUCCUGCUGCCCAGAAACACCUCACACACCACCAGCCACGUAGGAGUCGUUAGAUUAGCUAAUUAUCUUCCUGGUCAGCUUAAUUUUAAUCACUUGUGAUUAUUCACACCACAAAGAAGCCCUCCCACUUAAAACUCUCGUCCAUCUUCCAGCACUGAGGUUCUGAUCCAGGAUUUUCUUUUC